Egretta garzetta (little egret) is the source of this 375-nucleotide messenger RNA. It is a transcript of the gene DNAH11, whose product is annotated as dynein axonemal heavy chain 11. The record is from RefSeq and is a predicted model, not a curated record. The transcript is spliced from 3 exons. NCBI's taxonomy places the organism in Eukaryota, Metazoa, Chordata, Aves, Pelecaniformes, Ardeidae. Bases 4 to 375 code for a protein of 123 amino acids.
AGUAUGGGCAGACGGCAAACAGUUAAUUUAUGGCAGUUUUGUAAACAUUCGCCAGGGGGGGAUGCCGAGGUGCUGCGUGAGGUGAUGCAGAAAGCUGUCAGUGCUAGGAGGAAGACCACAGAACCUUGGAAUGGAGAACAGAAAGAACCUUCAGUUUGGGAAACUGUCUCAAACACCGCUCGAGCAUACAGUAGCAUUCAUAGAGGAGCACUUGCAGGAGCCCAGGAUACUGAUCUGUAUCCGAGACCACUGGAAAAAUACAUUCAGGUCUUUCGGGAGAUGGAAUUCCCAAAUAUCCAUAAUUUAAUCCCACCUUUAUUUCACACCAUCUGCCUGAUAUGGAGCCACUCCAAGUUCUACAGCAUGCCUGCAUGA